Molecule: messenger RNA, 872 nt
Organism: Cornus florida
Lineage: Eukaryota; Viridiplantae; Streptophyta; Magnoliopsida; Cornales; Cornaceae
Product: protein LEAD-SENSITIVE 1-like
Exons: 2
Coding region: 9-632 (207 amino acids)
Source: RefSeq, a predicted model, not a curated record
GAGAGAGAAUGGGGAUUAGAGAAGUGUGGAGUAACAAGAUCAGCAGAGAGGAACUGAGUGCAGGGGAUCACAUAUACUCAUGGAGGGGCAGCUCACGCCUCUUCGCUCAUCACGGGAUAUAUGCAGGUGGGGGGAUGGUGAUCCACUUCACUCGGGGUGCGGAUCAGGAGUUUGGCAUACGAAAAGUGGACCGCGUUUCAGUUGGCUCAGCUGCACUUACCUCCUUCCGUCAUUCCGUCGACAACCCAUGCCCAAGUUGCGGGUAUCACUCAAUGCUUAAUGGUGUCAUAUCUUCAUGCAUUGAUUGCUUCCUUUCUGAUGGUGAACUCUACCUGUACCGGUAUGGCGUCUCAUGGACUUUCUAUAAAGCCAAACUUCGACGAGGGACCUGUACCCGUAAGCCUUCUGAUACACCUAAUGUUGUCCUUGCUCGUGCUCAAUCUUUUCUUGCUACUGGUUUUGGUGACUACCACAUCGUUAACAACAACUGUGAGAACUUUGCAAUCACUUGUAAGACAGGUGAAGGCAUUGGCAUCCCGAAUGGCCAGGCAAAAUUCCUUCUAAAGAUCAGUCCAUGGUUCGCAGCAUCGGUUCCGGUCACGGUCGCAGUAUUGAUUGUAAUUGCGAUGUAAUAGAUUCGGACAAAUUCAGUGUAAACUGACCGAUACAAAUUGCCUAUCGUACUUAAAAAAGUAGUCUCAAUAAUCGCAUACCAUAGAGGUACCGGUGCUGUCAUGGAGAGAGACGUUUUUAGAUCUAGCAAUGAAAAAUAUCCUCCUUUACUUUAUUAAUCGUAAUUUAAUUUAAAUUGAAAUGUAAAAUUUCGUAAACUGUUUAGAGUUUUAGACAUUUUAAAAUGCAUCGUGUUCAAU